This is a messenger RNA of Symphalangus syndactylus (siamang), 1364 nucleotides long. RefSeq names its product U2 small nuclear RNA auxiliary factor 1 like 4 (gene U2AF1L4). NCBI's taxonomy places the organism in Eukaryota, Metazoa, Chordata, Mammalia, Primates, Hylobatidae. Gene Ontology annotation, cellular component: U2AF complex. The record is from RefSeq and is a predicted model, not a curated record. Gene Ontology annotation, biological process: mRNA splicing, via spliceosome. Gene Ontology annotation, molecular function: RNA binding; metal ion binding.
CCCGGCACGGAGCAUUGGGAGUUAACGCCUCCCUGGCCCUUCCCCUUUUGGGGCCGUCGUCACCAUGUCCCGCCUAUUCCGGGUUCCUGAGGCCCUCCCCACCGCCCGGCUUUUUUUCUGAUUGGACCUUUCUGCAGGCUCCUCCCACCAGUCUUCCUGCCCUUCUUCCGGGAACUUGGUCGCGCCCCCAUGCGUACACCCUACACACGGCGGCUGUUCAUCUUUGCCAGUCCCCUCCAUCCCGCUCUUCAUCCUUGCCAGUCCCCUCCAUCCCGUUUCUGGUUUCUUAGGGGCAAAGGAUCGCCGAUGCACUCAUGAUGCUUAGGCUGGGGUGCAAGGUUCCACCCCCAACCUUCAUGCCUCACUCUCUUUGCAUGCAGCCCUGCCCUCUGAGCUCAGGCCCCGCCCCUUUUAAAUUCUGUGCAGACCAUAGUGCUGCUCAACCUGUACCGGAAUCCACAGAACACAGCCCAAACUGCAGACGGAUCACACUGUCAUGUGAGCGACGUGGAGGUGCAGGAGCACUAUGAUAGCUUCUUCGAGGAGGUGUUCACAGAACUGCAGGAGAAGUAUGGGGAGAUUGAAGAGAUGAAUGUGUGUGACAACCUUGGGGACCACCUCGUGGGCAACGUCUAUGUCAAGUUCCGGAGGGAGGAGGAUGCAGAGCGGGCCGUGGCUGAACUCAAUAACCGCUGGUUCAACGGGCAGGCUGUGCACGCUGAGCUGUCUCCUGUCACUGACUUCCGGGAGUCAUGCUGUCGCCAGUAUGAGAUGGGGGAAUGUACCCGAGGUGGCUUCUGCAACUUCAUGCAUCUGCGACCCAUUUCCCAGAACCUCCGGAGGCAGCUCUAUGGGUGGGGACCCAGGCGCAGGCAGAGUUUUGCUCUUCUUCCCCAGGCUGGAGUGCAAAGGCACGGUCUUGGCUCGCUGCAACCUCUGCCUCCUAGGUUCAAGCAAUUCUCCUUUCUCAGCCUUCCAAGUAACUGGGAUUACAGGCACCUGCCACCACGCCUGGCUAAUUUUUGUAUCUUUAGUAGAGAUGGGUUUCACCAUGUUGGCCAGGCUGGUCUCGAACUCCGGACCUCAGGUCGCCCCCGAGGUUCCAUACUGGCCACCGUCCCCGAGAGAGGAACCAUCGGCGUUCCUCUGAUCACCAGCAUGGCUGCUUCUGAGGCCCUGGCCCCCUUACCCUUCACCCCCGACAGGGACAGAUGUUCCUGGCAGGACCUCUCCUCAAAGCCCCCUUCACUCUCCUGCCCCAUCCUUCCCAGGCUCCUGGGCUCCGUAAUGUAAUCUGUUCAGCAUAGAGACCUUCUUCUACUGCCCCUGUCUUAAUAAAGCUGCGUGUUUCGCUUCGGCAUCAA